Molecule: messenger RNA, 9287 nt
Organism: Styela clava
Lineage: Eukaryota; Metazoa; Chordata; Ascidiacea; Stolidobranchia; Styelidae
Source: RefSeq, a predicted model, not a curated record
AAUGUAAGUCUGUCGAGUGUAAUGAUCGAGAAUGAAAUAUACUAAAUUAGAAAUAUUGGCAUGGCUAGACAUCAUGGAUAAACAAACAGCAACAUGACAUUGCAAUUAUGGCAUUAAAUUUGGAAGAAAACUUUCACAAAGUUCUGAGUCAUCUUUUACUCUCAGGAUCGAAUAAUGUUGAAAAUAUCGCGCAUUCAUUGCUCACAUCUCGGACUUUAACAACCGAAGAGUUUCAUCAGAUCAAGGCUGAGAAUUCUACUAAAGGAAAAGCUGAAAUCAUCUUGAAAACUGUCAUCACAGAGCAGAGAAGCUCAGCUUUCCUACAAUGCUUUGAGAAGUGUUCGCCUGAUGCAGCGAGGGUCCUCAUGUCUCAGUUAUCAAAUGAAUCACGGAGGUCAGAGGUCAUUGGAGAGGUCGAUACGGGUCGGUUGUUACAGAACUUAGAAACGCUAUCAUGUGAACGAGAUUUAUUGAACGAAGAAUUCAAAACAAUGUCAAAUAAACUCGACCAAGUUUCUGAACAACUGGCUCAGUCUAAGGCCGAAUCAGACCACCUGAUGCGUCAAAAUGCGAGCGAUCAGCAAGAACUUGCGAUGUUGCGUCGCAACCUCCUAGUGGGAGGGGGAGGUGGCCCGAUACUGCACAAGAUGUACGAGACUAUGCUAGGAAGGUAUGAAGACUUGAAAACUCACCAUGAUGGACUCCAGCAAACUUUGACCCAGGAAGCCAAAUCAAGGAAGGAAACUCAGAAUCAACUUGAUGCCUACGUUGCUGAAUUAAGUGAUGCAAGAAUGAGAUGUAAUAAUAUAGUGAGUGAUCAUGAACUUCUCUCCCGGAAAUUUCAAAGUCUGAAUGAGAAGAAUGACAUGUUGCAGCGAGAUCUUCAUAGAGUGAGGGAGGAGCGUACGUUAGUCAAGCGAGAGUAUGCAUUGGUGAUGAGCGAACGUGAUGCCGUACAUAAGGAGAUUCAGAAACUUACUGACGAUAUAAGUGAUGUCAACAGACAAUUAGCUGAAAGCACGACAUCGGCAACCAGCCAACUUGCCCUUCGGGAAGAAUUAUUCGUUGCUCAGCGAGAACGGAAGCAAGCCUGACAAUACGAAGCGCAGUUACAUGAAGCGUACACCGCUCGGAAAGCCCAAGAACUUGCGAAUGAUACAAUAGUGAAACUGAGGGCCGAAAACGAGGCCCUGAGCGCUAAGAUUGAAGCUUUGAACGGGGAAUUAAGAGACGCAAAUAACGAAGCCAGAGAUGCCACAAGAAAUCGAGACAUGGCGUUCGGUGAGCGGGAAAAAAUGAGAUGUGAGAGGGACGAGAUUAAGAAGACAUAUGAUCAACUUGCGGAGGAAAGAGAAAGAAUAAUGAAACAAUUAGAAGCCGAGAUAAAGGAACACGACAUCACCAAAGAAUUGAAGAAAAAUGUUUCAAAAGAAUUGAGAGAACUGAAGCCUCGGAGAGUUGGGAUACGCGGAUCAACUACUGGAAGCAAACGAGAUAAUACAGACAGUCACGAUUCCGCUAUCGAUGCGGGGGAAUGGGGGCAGCGAAGAAAUCUCAACACUCGAGGGGGUGGGCAUGUCAAGAAGGCUGACGAACAUUUCAGUAUCAGUUUGCCACGACAACCUGACAUAAACUUAGAUACAGGAUUAUUUGUGACGCGAAGUGCGUGUCGUGGAAUUACGAUCGGUGAUAGAGUCGUUUCGAUAAAUGAUAACAUCGGUGGACGCUGGAAAUGCAUCGCAGUUGCAACGACUCAUCCCCGAAUUCUGCAAAUUCCCUGCAAGAUCAAGGUCAUGAGGUCAAGUUCACCCCUUCCACUGACGAGCGAUUCUCAAGGCAGUCGUAACAAUAACUUAAGUUUGAAUGGAGACUAUAGCCGACCAAACGAGUCUCAAAGCAGCCGUGACCAUACCCAUGAAAACAGUCUGAAUGGAGACUAUGGUCCAUCCUCUGUUGACUCGGCAGUUUUCGCUUCAAGACCAAAUGCCGAGUCGGGUGUUUUUGCCCAGCAACAAAACAAUGAUUCAGCAAUAUUUGCAGAGCAACCUAACGCUGACUCAACAGUUUAUACAUCCAGGCAAAACAUAUUAAACAAACAAAUCUCAACUGCCGAUGCCGAGUGCCAAACUUCUCAAACGCUGAGAAUGAAAAGUAGAAAGAGCCUGUCGAAUCCUGUUGAGGAUUUCUGGUCCACCGAAGACACAAUCACACCGAUGAGGAACGCACAGCACGCUAACACACCGAGUAACUGCAUGUCAUCUGGAGGCGAAUCACAUCAAAGUGCUUCAACCUACUCGGAGUCAAACCACUCUGCUCAAGCCUCAAUUCUUCCUCGUCAAUUAUCUCAGAAAUCUAGCGAUUCUAAUGUCAGUGUGCAACGAAGUUCAUCUGCCAAGAGAGAGAAAAAGAAACCUAAGGCUUCAAGAAUUUGGUCAAAGAUCAAGAAACCGAAGAAUCAGAAUUCGACUUCAAACAAAAGUUCAUCAGGAGGGACCUGGCCCAGACUGGAAUCCCCCCCUAUAACACCGUUUGGGGGACGUUUGUCAGUUUUUACAAAGAAGAAACCCAGGCCUACGUUAUCGCCCACUACCUUCACCCCCCCUCCCUCAGGAAUGGAUAACGCAGGUCGGACACCUCCCACUGUAGCUCGUGGUAGCGCUGUACAACCCAAUCCAACAGACAACACGCCUAGAUUGUUUGAAGAUAUCCAGCCAGGGACUCUGUUCAACAUUGCAUCGAGAAACCUAAACAAAAGACCUCGACCAGUAUCUGUUCCAAUUGAUAGCGGCCAACCUUUGACACUGUGGAAAGAACAAAAUGUUUCAAACAAUAACAACUCAUUGUCACCACGGCGACCAAACACUCCAAGAAAUCCUUUAUUACCUGAAACAUUCCACGAAUCAGGGACCAUUGCCAGUGAACCGUCACCUGAUUCAUCUUCAAUAUCGACCAAUCAGAGUGAGCGAUUAAAAUUGUUCAACCAAUCAGGGACUGAGAAUCAAUUCAACGUGACCACUGUUCAACCAACCGUGACAAGACAUCCGAGGCCUCACACCUUUUUUUCAGAAAGGCCUCCUGGUUUCAUUCGACAGCAAUCAGUUCCUCCCACUCCAACUACAGAACAGGUUUUGGCCCUUUCAGAGGUAAUAUCACCACGGCAACCAUUUUCAAGAGUUCAAAGGUCAAGGGUCGUGACCUCACCAACAAACAAUCUACAGCCAAGAAGCGUCAGGUCACUCCCCAGGCCGACUAGUGCAAGGCCUGCGACGUCGCGUACCAGUUCACAUCAAAGUAUCGAAACGCAUCAUCAAUACCGGACAAAAUCCGUGGAUUACAAACGGAUUCGAAUCCCAUCACAGACUUCAAUCGGAAUGAAACUAAGCGGAUCUGAGAAAGGUUCCAUCAACCUGUCAGAUCGCUCGACUCCUAAUAUAUUCAAUCAUCGAUCACACUCCCCUGCCACGCCUCUGCUACACUCCCCUGCCACACCCCUUUUACGUUCACAGCCAAGUUCUCUGCAAUAUGCUGCUACACCUCCACCCCACCCUAUUACCAUGACUUCAUUUUCAUCUCUGGCGACGCCCACAUUCCAUCCUUCGAGCACGCCCCUAAUUCCAUCCCCUGCCACACCCCUACCACCCGCCUCAUCUCUCCUCAUGGACUCUCCUGUUCCUCCUUUCCCCGGAUCUACCGUUAGUUCUCUAUCAAGUAUUUCUGGGGCUUCGGCCAGAGGAAGAAGACAAAAUCGUGCCGAUAAAAUGCGAAUGCGUAAAACAGCUCAGGUUUUGUGGAGGCCACCAGUGACUACUGAUCCGCGACUAGUCAGAAUGACUAAAGGAACCGAUCCGAUUGGUAUAUCAAUUGUUGGGGGCGGAGAAAAGGGUGGGAUCUUCGUGUCACGCAUCACUGAAGAUAGCCUUGCUGCAAGAGCUGGGCUGGAGUACGGAGAUCAGUUACUAGAGUACAACGGCAUCAACCUCCGAUGUGCCAAUGAAGAGUUGGGCAGAGUAAUCAUGAGUCAGAGCCAGCCUGGAGAUAACAUUGAGUUCUUGGCCCAGUAUAAUCUGGAAAAAUACAAGUCCAGUAUUGAGAGCAAUCUCUCAGAUAGUCUCGGUUUUAUGAAAGUUACUAAGCAACCACGUAACUCAGCACUGACACCUUGUGAAGACAAUGAAGGCACUAUGACCCCUGGAACAACUCCAAGGUCAAGUCCAUAUGUCGAAGAGUCAAUCAGAGCUCAACCGAUCGGACAGCCUCGAUAUAUCUUCGUGACGGGGAACUGUGGUCAUGUAACUUUAGUGGGAGGAAAUCGAUCCGGGAUUUUUAUCGCUGCUGUUGGAGAUGGAGAGAAUACAAAUGAUUUGAAGAUUGGGGACCAACUUUUAGAGUAUAAUAGCACUGAUCUUCGGAGUUCUACACUUGAACGAGCAUCCUUACUGAUCUCAAAACCAACUGUGAAUUCUUCUCUCUCCGUUUAUUACAAUUCAGUUGGAUUUUCAAAACUCUCAAUGGAACCAGGAGAUUUCUUCUAUGUGAGAGCAUUAUUUGACAACAAUGCUGUUGAACCACCAUCAGGGAAUCUUCAUUUCACUCGGAAUUCGAUUCUACUCGUCGAUGACACUUAUCUUGACCACACGAUGGGGUCAUGGAGUGCUUGGCUAGUCGAUGAGCAUGGAGAGAAAACCGUGCAUGGUAAAAUACCCAGCAAAUUCAUGGUUGAAAGAGAGAGCAGCGGUCUGCAUCGUGAUUUCGAUGACUCGGCAUCUUGUGCGGGGAGUACGGCCGGAAAAAAGUUGGGGGGAACGGGGAGAAGAAGCUUCUUCAAGCGUCGAAAGCCGCAUAGGCAUUCUUCACGGUCCAGUGGUGAUAUCAAACUUCAUAAAUCAGUUUCUGAGACGAGUAUCGAAUCUACAGAAACAAGUUUUGAACACUCGGGGGCAGCAUAUCAAGUUGUAACAAAGCACGUCUGCGAGCAUCGUCGUCCGGUCGUAGUGUUCGGACCUCAUGCCAACACUGUCUGUGAACGACUGGUGAAAGAAUACGGAAACAGUUUUGCAAAAUGUGCCCUCGAUUCUCUCCCCAGCAACGUAGACAUCCAUGACAAAGAGUUGAUCGACACUUUCAAACAAAACACUGUGGCUCUGAGAGUGGAUACUUUGAUUCAAGAGAUGCAGCAGCACCGCCAUGUUCUGCUUGAGAUAUCCCAAGACGCGGUUGACCGACUUCAUUCUCACAAGAUUUAUCCGAUUAUUGUCUUCAUUGAAUACAACAACGCCAAGAAAAUCAAAGAGAGUCAGGAUCGUUUCCCAGGCCGUGAGAAAAUCUCGAUGAAGCAAAGUAAAGAAAUAUUCGAACGAGCGAAUUCUAUCAGAAAGAAAUUGAGCACAAAGUAUCUCGGAACUGUUUACAUUCAUGGCGGAUCCUCCAACACUGUAGCCAAGCAGAUCCACACUGUAGUUGACAGAGAACAAAGCAAAGUGUUAUGGCUUCCUGCGUCACAUGACCUGCUGAAUUACUGAAACGUGCGAGAUAGAGAUCGUUGAUACCCUGAUCGAGAUUGUUUAUCAAACCAUGAUUUGCAAAAUUUUUUUAUGUUACGAAAUAUCAAUCCAUUCAUUAAAAUGACUUCUCAUCUGCUUGGCAUAAAAUGAACAUACCCAAUUUCAUUCAUUUUUAUUAGAUCAGGUUGAAGUAUUUGCAUCAUAGAAAGUAAAUGCCCCAUAUGCUUGAAAAAUUUGAAAAUCAAUGAAAAAAAGAGUUACGUAACCCCCUGGUAGUUUGAACUGGUAAAAAGCCAACGUUAAAGUUGGUAAAUGUGUUUAACUGAAUUUUUUUUAUUCCUACCAGUGUGUUGAGCUAAGACCUGAACCCCAGUCCGAACCCAACCCGACCCGAAAUUCCGGCGGGGUCGUGCCUGAAAUGUCAAUCAUUACGUUCGGGUCAGGUCAGGCUUCUUUAUCGCUGACUUUUUUUUCAAAUGAGGCGUUUCGGCCAUGUUUUGGCCACAAGAGACGGUGGUCUGCAAAAAAACAAAAGUUGCCUCAUCAACACGACUCAUACUGUACUAAACUCUUGCAAUGACAAUUCAAUGAACUUCUAAAUGAAAUACGAAAUUCGGAGUUUGCUUCGGGCUCAUGCCUGCAAAUCCUGUUAAUUAAUCGGGCUCGGGUCGAGUUUAAUACCCACGGGCCUCUGUCGGGCCGAGCUGAAAUUUUGGGCCCGAUCUUACCUCUACCAGUGUGCCACUUGAAAUAGAUGACAGAGCAAUAUGCUGUUUUGCAUGUUAUAGACUGAUUGCCACCACUCGCUGUAAACUGCUGUAUUUGAAUGUCAUGCUUUGUUUACUUUUAAUUUCUUAACUUCUUAAAGUAUUCAUAUAUUUUUCUUGUUGGUGCUAACAUUUUGAAAAAUAAUUUUCUGUGAAAUCGUUUCUUCUAUUUUCUUAUGAAAUAUUUUUGCCACCGUAAUCAGGUGCUGAUCUUUUCUAUUAUUCAAUUUAGGGAUGUCCAACGUAUCGUUUUGCUCGACUUUAUUCUGCAGCCUUUCCUCAUCUUUAUUCUGAACAAAGUUCUUGUCAAGCAUGAUUUAAGAGUCUUGCUGCAAAAAUACUUACUUGCAUUGUGUGAGGAAUGACUUUGUGCAUAAUACAAACAUGCUAUAGCAGAAGUAUAAUAUUAAUAGUAUCAAUGUAUAGGGUUUCCAUUGAGUCUGAAAAUUUUUUAAAAUUGCGAAGGAAAUUUAUUGAUACUGUAUAUUGUUUUGGCCCUCACAGAUUUAUUAAAUGAAGUAAAAUUACUUGAAACAAUUACUGAUUUAAAAACAAUAUACCUGGUUAAGUUAUAUUGAGAACUGACUUCAUAACAAAUCCCCCGUAUUUUUGUAAUGUUAGUUAGGUACUGGCAUUCAAAAUCUUAAUCAACUGUGAGUUAGGUCAUGCAGACUAACACUCCUCUUCUAUGCUUUUGCUUUGGUAGAUCCGUAUACUUAUGAUGCAAGAAUGCUGUAGCAAGAGUGAAGAUGACUCUUCUAAUUAAUGUAAAAUUCAUCGAAAAGUCACAGAAAUACAUUUGUGAUGUGCGCAAGACUUAGGAAUAGUCAUACUUGUUAUUAAUACAGAUUCCUUGCGAUACGGAUCAAUCAAUGCAAAAGCAGAGUAAAGUAGUUUGUCCUACAGAAACAAGAAUCUUGAAAACAUAAAUCAAAAUUUUUCAUCAACUUCGAGAUUUUGGAUCAUUGACUGACUUUUCUGAGCACUCCAGAAGUGUGUGUACCAAUAUGGAGGUAACUAGUUUUGUUUGCCUACUUUACAUCAAGUUGUGUAAAAGGAUGGAAACCUAUAAGCAGGGGGAUAUACACUUGGCUAACACAGACAGCCCCUGAACUCGUGAUUGAACUAAAAUAAGAAAAACCAGUAUUAAUUGAUGGCCUAACCUGAUAGACAUAUUACGGCAGUACCCUUUUCUGUCCCUUAGUGGUCGUCUGCAACCCCAGUGCAUCACAAUUGGGCAUCCCUAUUUGCUUCCUAUAAGUUUCAUAUAUUUAACUGUUAUUCUACUGUUACUGUUUUAUUGUUGCCUUCCAUUCCUAUUAUGGUUUUAUGUUUCUGCAAAGCCUAUUUGCUGCCCACUCUGCAUGAGGCUACCAGCAAGUCAGCUCUUAUCUUGAUUAUCAUUCCUGUUUAAGAGCUUUCUGCAUAGCAUAUAAAAUGGUCGCUCUGCAUAAGGCUUUAAACGAGUUACAGUUCACAUUGAUGGAAAUUACCUUUUCUUUUGUUCUACACCGUUACCUUCAGAAUAUUGUCUCUUAGCGGAAUGGUGCUUAAUCCAGUGGUCCCAACCUUUUAUGGCUUGUGACUUUUAUCACUUAUGUCCCCAUGUUUAUCAUUUAUAAUGUUGUUUUGAUUGGUAGAUUCCGAAUCCCAUUAUGUUCUAACAAUUUAAGCUCAGCAAAGUGAAGACUAUGUGUGGAAUAACCUUAUCAAGUAAUGAAACCAGGAAGAAUGAGUAGUUUUCUUGAAAACAUAGCUUUGUUGGCCCCAUUAGGGAGCCACCCACCCUCAGCUGGGAAUUGCUGCUUUAUUCAGUGUUCAUAGUUUUUGAAUUUAUGGAUCAUUAGAACAAUUUUUUCUGAAAAUUUGCUUUUUACCAUGCGAUGGCCAAAUGAAAAAGAGUCCCGACUAUCAGUGGAGGUUGUGCGAGACCAACUUUCACUCUUUUCUCAUAGCUUUGCGCUAGUGGAUCUGUGUUCAUGUUCUGUAAUUUUAUUUUGGUGGUUGCCCUAUCUUUGCCCUCAUGUAAUGAACAGCUGGGUCCAGCAGCUUUUGGCAUUCUUCCAUAACUUUGCUCAGAAAUAAGUCAUGUCGUGGCAUGUCUAGUUGGGGGCCAAAGAGGCAGUCACCCAGGGCAGCACGUUAUAGCAGAAAUGGGCAAACUACGGCCCGCAGGCCAAAUUCGGCCCAUUGGGUCAUUUAAUCUGGCCCACCUGCUGCUCCCACAACCAAACUGAAAUCAAAUUUUGAUGUUUUAGCUUCACAUUUUGCUUUUGUAACACUGAAAAUAUUGUUCAUAAAAUGUAACUUUUUACUUCUCGCUUACAUGACCCGCCAGUCUAGGUGAGCAAAAUGUUUGACUCCUGGUUCAAAAACCUUGCUCACCUCUGUGUUAUAGGGCUGGGUUUGUUGCUUAGUUCGAUUUAAAUAAUAAUAAUACAAAUAUUUCACUCAUCCGUGACCUUCAAUUUAUUAAUUCUCAUGUAUAACAACCUCUAGAAUUAGUUUAUUCCCACAAUAUUUCAAUAUAGUUUCAGCAGUUUUUGUCAUUCCAGUUACCGUCGUGACUUGGCAGGUUGGUCAGUCUCAUUGUGCCUAAAUGAGAGCGUAAAACACCUCCAAAAUUCUGUAAUAAUAUCUCACGGCAGUUUAGUAGUCACUUAUACCUACACUUUCAUUAUGUCUGAAGUUUUUUUUUUUAAAUCGCUCCACUAACUUCAAUAUUUUACACGCCUCCAGAUAUCAGCUAUCCUUCUGCAGUUUUCUGAAGUUUUGAUUUGUGUCUUACAGCAAUUUCGAAGGCUUUCGAUUGUUCGAUAAUGUCUUCUAAAGGCUUAAAUUAGCCGGCUUUGGCGAGCAAUUCAAUUUGGAGGCGUGUUCUAUUGACGCAUCAAGUUCCUAUUUUAUCUUUGGAUCAUUCUUAAAACCUAUUUUGCUUGCGAAUUACUGCAAAAUUUCUGUAAAUGUUACUGUUUAUUUAAUUGUGAUACUGUGAAGUAAACUGUGGACCAUGACUAAA